Molecule: messenger RNA, 828 nt
Organism: Vitis vinifera (wine grape)
Lineage: Eukaryota; Viridiplantae; Streptophyta; Magnoliopsida; Vitales; Vitaceae
Product: 2-hydroxyacyl-CoA lyase-like
Exons: 1
Coding region: 1-828 (275 amino acids)
Biological process (GO): fatty acid alpha-oxidation
Cellular component (GO): peroxisome
Molecular function (GO): thiamine pyrophosphate binding; magnesium ion binding
Source: RefSeq, a predicted model, not a curated record
AUGGCCGACUCUGAUCGCAAAAUCCACGAUUCCCAAACCCUUGUAGACGACAACCUCCUCACUGCUAAAGCUUUUACGGCCGCUGGUGUCACGCACAUGUUUGGCGUUCUCGGCAUUCCUGUCACCUCAUUUGCUAGUCGUGCUGUGUCAAUCGGCAUUCUCUUCCUCGCCUUCCACAACGAGCAGUCGGCGGGCUAUGCUGCCUCCGCCUACGACUAUCUUACCGGCAAGCCCGACCUUCUUCUCAUUGUCUCUAGCCCUAGCUGUGUCCAUGGCCUGGUUGGGCUCUCCAACGCCGCCGCCAACACUUGGCCUAUGGUGAUGAUUUCUGGCUCCUGCGAUCAGGCUGACUUCGAUCGCGGCGACUUCCAAGAGCUUGAUCAGGUGGCCGCCGUCGAGCCUUUCUCCAAGUUCUCUGCAAAAGCCACUGAUAUUUCCCAAAUACCUAAGAGCGUUUUUAAAGUCCUGGAUCAAGCUCUUUCUGGUCGGCCCGAUGGUUGUUACUUUGAUCUUCCAACGGAUGUUCUCCACCAAACUGUUUCUCAAUCCGAGGCCAAGAGUCUGUUGGCUGCUGUUGAAAAUUCUAGGACAAAGCCACAAUCUCCAUCUGUUGAGCCUUCCCUGAUCGAGAAGGCAGUUUCUCUGCUCAGACAAGCCAAAAGGCCUCUCAUUGUGUUCAGAAAAGAGGUUGCAUUUGCACGUGUUGAGAAUUCGAUAAAAACGCUGGUGGAGAGCACUGGGAUUCCAUUUUUGCCAACUCCAAUGGGGAAGGGACUAUUUCCGGAUAUGCACGAACUCGACAGGUGCGUGGUCGCUUUGUAUUGGUAA